This is a messenger RNA of Meloidogyne enterolobii, 1656 nucleotides long. Lineage: Eukaryota; Metazoa; Nematoda; Chromadorea; Rhabditida; Meloidogynidae. The record is from the annotation of a GenBank genome assembly.
AUGCUUUGGGUGUUUUUAUUUAUUGUUGUUUAUAUUUUAAAAACACGUUCUUGGAUUAAACAGGAACAAAAAAGACUUUGUCUUCGAAAUUAUAUACUUCAAGAGAGGGAAACUAUUAUUGCACAAUUUAGUCAAACUACCAAUGACCUUCCAGCUUGGGUUCAGUUUCCGGAUAUUGAAAGGAUUGAAUGGGUCAACCGAAUACUUCAACAACUAUGGCCUUAUAUUGGAGAAUAUUCAAAUAUAUUUUUAAAAGAAUUUAUAGAACCCCAAAUACGUUUACAAAUGCCUUCGCCCUUCAAAUCGUUUAAAUUUGUGUCGAUUGAUAUGGGGGAUAUUCCCUUUAGAGUGUCUGGAUUGAAAGUUUAUACAAACAAUGUUGGAAGGGACAAGGUUAUAAUGGAUAUGGACCUUGUUUAUGCUGGGGAUGCCGAAUUUACAGUUCAGGCGUGUGGCUUUAGAGGAGGGUUGAAACAAAUUGUGUUGUCUGGCAAGCUUCGCUGCACUCUCCAACCUUUGCUUCCUCACCCUCCAAUGGUUGGAGGAAUUUCUGGCUCAUUUAUUGAAUUGCCAAAAUUCGAUUUUAUAUUAACCGGAAUAGGAGAAUUUGUUCAAUUGCCAGGAUUAAUAGACGCUAUACGCUCUAUAAUAAAUUUACAACUAGCCAAUUUGGCUGUUUUACCCAACAAAAUUGUUUUUCCUUUAGCACCUAAUGUUAAUGUUUCUCAACUUUAUUUUCCUGAACCUGAUGGAAUUGUUAGACUUAAAAUUAUACAAGCUAGAAAUUUGGAAAAUAAAGACAAAAGCUUUUUUAAUAAAAAGAAUUUGAGUGACCCCUAUUGUGAAAUACAACUUGGCUCUCAACAUUUUCUUACAAAAGUAAUCAACGACAAUUUAAACCCAAUUUUUAAUGAAUGCUUCGAGGCCGUUGUCGAUCAAGCAUCUGGUCAGCGUUUGCGUAUUGAACUUUUUGAUAAAGACUUGGCUGGAGCUGAUGAGGAAUUGGGUAGACUAUCCCUUCCACUAGAUAGUGUUCGUCAGGCUGGGGAAAUUGAAAAAUGGUACCAAUUAGAAGGCUGUAAAAAUGGGGAAUUAAACCUUAAAGUUUGCUGGCUCGAUUUAAGCACAAAUGCUGUAGACAAACAACGAGAUGAGUGGGAAAGUGAAUGGCUAGGGGCUGAUAAACCAAUGCACCCAGCUUUGUUAAUGAUCUUCUUGGAUUCUUAUCCAAAAUCUGGUCUAGAACCUUCUCCACUUAUAGAAUUUUCACUUGGUUUGAAAAAACAACAAAGUCCAGUUAAAACUAGAACAACUAAUCCUCUCUAUCAGUGCAAAUUCAACUUUUUUGUUAAACAACCAGAGGGGCAAGAGCUUAAAAUCCGAGCUAUAGAUGAUGGAACCAAAAGAGAAAUUGGUGAAUUAUCAAUUCCAGUUAGGGUUGUUAUGAAAGAGCCAAACAUGGAAUUAACUCAACAAACAUUUUAUUUACAACAUGGAGUCCAUUCUUCCCCUAUUGUUUUGACUGUUCGGUUGAGGUUUUUUACUCCCCCAAAAAAUAGUUUGGAAAGAAAAGAAGUGGCUUAUGGGACUGAUGUUCAUAUUGAAAGGGGAAAUGGAAGUUUUUUGUCAGACAAAACACUUAUAGUUAAUUUUUAA